GACAACGAACGUUUGAACAGAAACGAACCAUUAAAUUAGUGCUAAUUGUCACCGCACAUGUGGUAAACCUUCUUCGGCUUUGCCUUAGUAAAUUAAUGAUGGUUUUUGGGCAAUGAAAGAAUACAAACCCGGCAAAACGGUUUGGGGAAUGCAUUUUCUGACUUGAUACGCUUGUAAACAUGCUUCAAGACUUAAUCAACUGUCGUCGUUCGCCAAAUCUAGUAUGGUACUCGGUGACAUAAAUGAAUUUUGUAAAGUAUCUGAAGUAUCGAAACGCUCAAACGACUAGGUAGGUACCUACUAUGGAAAUAAUUAGUGCUAUCCAGGAUAACAAAUCGAAUACGUACAUAAAGCAUGUGCCGUUCCGUUGAAUGCGAAAUGCUCUCAGCAGAGAUAUCGAAAACAUUUCCUUGACAUCCGCCUCUUGUGUGAAGAGCAAUUGGGGGGGACGGUUUGGUAGGAGUUGAGUUGAGACAAGAAUCUGUCGAAAACAGACACGCAUUUUCACUCUCGUUCCGUAACCUGAGGCCAUUUCUACUUCCUUCCGACCUAACCACCGACCGAAACCAGCCAACACAAGGAUGUAAACAUUUACUGUUUGGAUACAUGUGAAGUUGAUAGACCAGCAACCGCAUCGGUGCGUGUGUGCCCUGUAGGGGGAAAACGACACUCCUGAUAGCAGCAAGUACCUGUUGCCGAAAAGGAAAAGAACAAACCCAAUACCUAAACGAACAACAGGCGAUGGAUUACCAGUGUAUCGUGAUCUACACCAUCGUACGAAUUACACCGUAUCAUCCGUACAACUCACUCUCGGAGCUGGAAGCGGAUCUGCAUGGUUGUGUCGAUUGGAUUAAAUUCUACAUUAAAAGAGCUGUUGCCGCCUACCUGAGGGCUCUAAAUCUGUCCCCCUACAAUGCGGUCGUUCACGGAAAUUUGGCCUGCGUGUACUACGAGCAAGGUCUCAUCGAUUUGGCCAUCGACACCUAUCGCCGGGCCAUCGAGCUGCAGCCAAACUUCCCCGAUGCAUACUGCAAUCUGGCGAAUGCCCUCAAGGAAAAGGGUCAGGUCCAGGAGGCCGAAGAUUGCUACAACACAGCCCUCCGGCUGUGCCCUAACCAUGCCGAUUCGCUCAAUAACUUGGCUAACAUAAAGCGCGAACAAGGCUACAUCGAAGAGGCGACCAGAUUGUACUUGAAGGCCCUGGAAGUGUUCCCAGAAUUUGCUGCAGCCCAUUCGAACUUGGCCUCGGUUUUGCAACAGCAGGGAAAACUAAAUGAAGCUCUGUUACAUUACAAAGAAGCCAUUCGCAUCCAGCCGACGUUCGCUGACGCGUACUCAAAUAUGGGAAAUACGCUCAAAGAGAUGCAGGACGUGGCAGGAGCUCUGCAGUGUUACACCAGAGCCAUCCAGAUCAAUCCAGCCUUUGCUGAUGCGCACAGUAAUUUGGCCAGCAUCCAUAAGGACUCCGGCAACAUUCCGGAUGCGAUUCAGUCAUACAGAACGGCACUCAAACUCAAACCAGAUUUUCCCGAUGCAUACUGCAACUUGGCACAUUGCCUACAGAUCGUAUGCGAUUGGACAGACUACGAAGUACGCAUGAAAAAGCUAGUGGCCAUUGUUGCCGAUCAACUCGAUAAAAAUCGUCUUCCAUCGGUUCAUCCGCAUCAUUCGAUGCUUUACCCACUGUCACAUGAUUUCCGCAAAGCUAUUGCGGCCCGACAUGCUAAUUUAUGUCUGGAAAAAAUCAAUAUCCUGCACAAACCGCCUUACAAAUUCCCUCGCGAGUUGAGCGGUCGACUGAGGGUUGGUUAUGUAAGUAGUGAUUUUGGAAACCAUCCGACAUCGCAUCUGAUGCAAUCGAUUCCCGGAAUGCACGAUAGAUCGCGCGUAGAAAUAUUCUGCUACGCACUUAGCCCUGACGACGGAACGACGUUCCGGAGCAAAAUCUCUCGAGAAGCCGAGCAUUUCAUUGAUCUUUCGCAGCUCGCUUGCAAUGGGAAAGCUGCUGAUCGAAUACAUGCCGACGGAAUCAAUAUUCUAGUGAACAUGAAUGGUUACACAAAAGGAGCAAGAAAUGAAAUCUUCGCUCUCAGACCCGCACCAGUGCAAGUCAUGUGGUUGGGCUACCCGGGAACCAGUGGUGCCAGUUUCAUGGAUUACAUCAUAACUGAUUCGGUCACAUCUCCGAUGGAACUAGCGGAUCAGUACAGUGAAAAACUUGCCUACAUGCCGCACACUUAUUUCAUCGGCGAUCAUCGACAAAUGUUCCCACACUUGAAAGAACGCGUAAUCGUUAGUGGUAAACUGGCUAAUCAGUUGGCUGACAACGUUGCAGUGAUCAAUGCAACCGAUCUAUCACCACUAGUGGAAAACACCGACGUCAAAACGGUGCGUGAAGUGGUUCUUGCAAACAAACCAGUCGAAAUUCAGCACAAAGUCGUCGAGCUUCCAACGACCACACCAGUCGAAACAAUGAUCGCUUCUGGACAGAUUCAAACGUCACUCAAUGGGGUGGUUGUUCAAAAUGGCUUGGCCACAACACAAACGAAUAACAAAGCUGCUACCGGCGAAGAGGUUCCGCAGAACAUUGUCGUUACUACCCGGCAACAGUACGGUCUACCUGACGACGCCAUAAUCUAUUGCAACUUUAACCAACUUUACAAAAUCGAUCCCCAUACUUUGACCUGCUGGGUGAAUAUUUUGAAGGCAGUUCCAAAUUCUGUCCUUUGGCUGUUGCGGUUCCCUGCUGUUGGAGAAACCAACAUCCAAUCCGCCGCUCAACAGCUUGGACUUGGCCCUGGUCGUAUCAUCUUCUCCAAUGUAGCCGCCAAGGAAGAGCACGUGCGACGUGGACAGCUAGCAGAUGUGUGCCUCGAUACACCACUCUGCAACGGACACACCACAUCAAUGGAUGUACUUUGGACAGGAACCCCUGUCGUUACACUUCCGGCAGAAACACUGGCAUCGAGAGUGGCCGCGUCUCAGUUGGCCACCCUUGGGUGCCCGGAACUAAUAGCACGGAACCGCCAGGAGUACCAGGACAUCGCCAUCAAACUGGGUUCCGAUCGGGAAUAUCUGAAGGCAAUCCGAGCCCGGGUAUGGGUGGCACGCAGCGAGAGCCCACUGUUCGAUUGCCGACAGUAUGCCCACGGCUUGGAAACGCUAUUCUACAAAAUGUUCGAGCGAUUCAGCCGUGGUGAACGGCCGGACCACAUUUCGGCCAAGGAUAUGGUCAAAUAAUUAUUUAAAAAAAAAAAUAACAACUAGUAGUGUCUUUUCCGCGCAUACAUUGUCUUUUUCACACUUUCCCAAUUUGAAUUUGUUUAACGUGAAAGCAGGCAACUUUCAAAAAUUUAUUUUACGAUAUUCUUAUUUAUUCGAUAGGUUUCCCAUUCAGAAACUGUUGAAAAGGUGAAUGAUUUAAAUCAAUGGAAAUAGUGUUCAUUGAUGCAAAGAUUAUUUUAGUGAUAUUAAAGAUCAUAAGUCAGAAUUAGUGUAAUAAAUACUCUAAGUAAAUGUUAUCUUCUAUUGUAUGUUUUGACACUAAUGAAAACUAUCCAACCGGUUGCAUUGAGCUCAACCGACAUUAUGAGAAGAUUAUGAUUUACAUUUUCCGUAUGACUCUUAGCAAUGAACCUACACGUUAGUAAACAUUUUAAGCAAACCCCGAUUCUGAUUCGCUCCGCUUCUUGUAGAUAGCGAUUCAAUUCUGAUGAUGUGCAUUUUAUUAGUUUUUCAACAUGACAGAUUUGAUCAAUAGACAGGAAAAAUGAAAAGGAAACCAAUAUCCUAAUACAUUGAAAAUCACACAAACGCCAAAAUAUUGGAAUCGGUACCUACUCGUGGGUACCGCCAACCUUACAACUGGUAAAGCACGAUUAAUAAUAUUGUAAAUAAAUUUGUUUCUGUAGAUAAGACGUUUCUUCAAAGAUUAAAACAAUCUAUUUACUAUGUAUAGAAAGUAGUACGAAUUUGAAAUAAAAUGUAUGUUAAAUUGA
Molecule: messenger RNA, 3998 nt
Organism: Uranotaenia lowii
Lineage: Eukaryota; Metazoa; Arthropoda; Insecta; Diptera; Culicidae
Gene: sxc
Product: UDP-N-acetylglucosamine--peptide N-acetylglucosaminyltransferase 110 kDa subunit
Exons: 3
Coding region: 742-3240 (832 amino acids)
Biological process (GO): protein O-linked glycosylation
Molecular function (GO): protein binding; protein N-acetylglucosaminyltransferase activity
Source: RefSeq, a predicted model, not a curated record